Molecule: messenger RNA, 4900 nt
Organism: Hyla sarda
Lineage: Eukaryota; Metazoa; Chordata; Amphibia; Anura; Hylidae
Gene: NOL4
Product: nucleolar protein 4
Exons: 11
Coding region: 1479-3389 (636 amino acids)
Source: RefSeq, a predicted model, not a curated record
ACUACAACUUUCAGCAUGCCCGGGCAGCCUUUGGCUAUGAAUGCUUCUUAUAAGUCAGUGUUUCCCAACCAGCGUGCCUCUGGCUGUUACAAAACUACCACUCCCAGCAUGCCCACUGGAGGUUUGAGGAGGAGGUUUGUUACAGAGUGUCACCCCAGUAGCAAGGUCUGGGAAUGCUGGGAGUUGUAGUUUUGCAACUAGUUGGAGGCACAUUAGUUGGAGAACACUGUAAUAACUAGUGGUUCAGUAGCAUCAGCUAUCAUGACACUCAUGUCGUGAGUGAGUCUGAAGACCCCCACAGUUUUCCAGAUGCGACAGUCAUCUCCCUGCCCCGGCUGUGUCUGUAGAACGCCUUUUUAGAGUGGAGCACUGAACGCAGCGGCAGUGCGCUUAGCGUCCAGCAGGUGGCAGCAGCACACCUGUAAAGCAGCAAGCAGCCAUUUAAAGAACACAAGGAGAAGUGUGAGCUGUCAGUCCCGGGCCGGCUCCUGCCGUUGCUACAGCUUCCUAUAAGGCACCGAGCUGGCACACGGAGCAGGAGGCAUAAGCCAUUUUGCCAGUGCUGGGACGAGCUGGUUUCCCGGGGGCGGUGGAGGCUCUGAUCACUGCGGGGAUCCAGAAGACGGCAGCGGUAUCGGCGGGGACGGCUCCCGGAGGUCCUGCCUGCCCCUCAUCCCAUUCAUCAGAGGAGCAGCAUCUCACCAACCCCCGAGCCGCGUCCUGCCUGCUGCAGACAAUAGUCCGGGAUACAUGUCUGCUCCCGGGCAGCUGCUACACACUCGGAGACAUCCAGCGAGCGCUGCCAGCGGGAGAGGGGCACUCCUCACUGUCCUGCCCGUCUUUGUAUAGGGGCAUCCACCUGGAAGACACAGGGCACCGGGGUCUGCGCUGUGGGCACCCAGUCUCUGCAGCCCAGCACCCUCCGGGGACAUAGGAGACAGGGUGCAGGGGCUGUUUUGUGGGCGUCAGUAAUAAACUAGCACACACAGCAGCACCGGCUCCAGCAGCCGGCACCCUCCCGGGAGCACCUGCCGCCCGCCCGCCCGCCGAUGGGGCAUCGGGCUGAGGAUGGCACACUGAUGCCCGCCACAAGUUGACAGGCUGGGAGGAAUACAGGAAGUUUUCUAGAUGCCAGCGGCAUCCACAGAGUGCGGGACAAGGGAGGCAGCGCUGUAGAAAGGAGGACCCUCCAUCCAGCCCAGGGAGAGGCUGAGCCUGGCAGGACACCGAGCACGGCUGGCAUCCUGGGAUAGUAGUCUGCUGCCAGUGUAUGGAGCAGGUAUAGCGUGUGCCCGGUCCUGCCCUCUGGGGGUAGCAUUGGGAUAGCCCAGCCUGCCGAGCACGUAGGAGGACAACAAAAACAUCUGAGACUUGUCUCCGUGCCCCCUCCCCCCACACACCCAGCCAGCACGUCCAUUACAUCCCCCCCCCCCCCCCCCUCGUCCUCCGCUCCGGGACCCUGUCAUUGUGCCAGCACCAUGGACAGCGACCGGGACAUGUACCGCCACUUCCAGGACUGGUGCCUCAGGACUUAUGGGGACUCAGGGAAGACCAAGACCGUGACCCGUAAGAAAUACGAGAGGAUCGUGCAGCUGCUGAACGGCUCCGAGUCCAGCUCCACGGAUAACGCCAAAUUUAAAUUCUGGGUGAAAUCUAAGGGCUUUCAGCUGGGCAGCGCGGAGGAGGGCAGCCUGGGGGACAAGCAGGUGCUCUACGUGCCCGUCAAGACCACGGAUGGCAUGGGCAUUGAAGAAAAGUUGUCCUUGAGGAGAGUGGCCGUGGUGGAAGAUUUCUUUGACAUUAUUUAUUCAAUGCAUGUGGAAACAGGACCUAAUGGAGAACAGAUUAGGAAGCAUGCCGGCCAGAAGAGGACCUACAAAGCUAUUUCAGAGACAUAUGCCUUUCUUCCCAGAGAAGCAGUGACAAGAUUUCUAAUGAGCUGCUCAGAGUGUCAGAAAAGAAUGCACUUAAAUCCAGAUGGAGGCGAACACAAAGAUAAUGGUAAACCACCCACUCUGGUAACCAGCAUGAUCGACUAUAACAUGCCAAUAACAAUGGCUUAUAUGAAGCACAUGAAACUGCAGCUCUUAAAUUCCCAACAAGAUGAGGAUGAAAGUUCUAUAGAAAGUGAUGAAUUUGAUAUGAGUGACUCUACCAGGAUGUCAGCUGUGAACUCUGACCUCAGUUCUAAUCUUGAAGAAAGGAUUCAGAGUCCCCAGAAUCUUCAUAGUCAACAGGAUGAUGAUUCCGCUCCAGAGAGUUUUAGUGGUAAUGAAACAUUGGGACAGAGCUCAAACGCAACAGGAGGAGCACAAAACCGGGAGACAACUGAAGCUAACGGCAAUGAAAAACCUAGUUCGGAACAGGAUGAGCAGCCAUUGAAUUUGAGUGACUGUCCGCUGUCAACUCCACUAAAUUCAGAAUUCCAAAUAGAUGAUCUCAGUAGUAAUGGAAAAACUAAGUACAAGAACCUUGUGAUUGGUGACAUCAAGAUGGAGCGAGAAGCAAGAGAGAAUGGAAGCAAGUCUCCAGCACAUAGCUACUCCAGUUAUGACUCCGGAAAAAAUGAGAGUGUGGGUGGUUGUGGUGAAGAUUUAUCUUUGAAUCGGGGUGAUGAAGAUGAAGAUGACCACGAUGACCAUGAGGAUGUUGAGAAGGCAACUGAAGCCGAUGGAGUAGAGGCAGAACGCCUGAAAGCUUUUAAUAUGUUUGUCAGGCUGUUUGUAGAUGAAAACUUGGACCGAAUGGUCCCUAUCUCUAAGCAGCCCAAAGAAAAGAUCCAGGCAAUCAUUGACUCAUGCAGGCGACAAUUCCCUGAGUAUCAAGAGCGUGCCAGAAAACGCAUACGCACUUACCUCAAGUCCUGCAGGCGGAUGAAAAGAAGUGGUUUUGAGAUGUCCCGACCUAUCCCCUCGCACCUCACCUCCGCUGUAGCAGAAAGUAUCUUAGCCUCAGCCUGUGAGAGUGAAAGUAGGAAUGCUGCCAAGAGGAUGAAGCUAGACCGCCAGCAGGAUGAACCAGCGCUGCCCGAUAAACCAUGCAAACAAGAAACCACACAGGUCACUUACUCCACGUCUGCUGUAUCCAGCACGCAAGAGGUGUUAUACAUCAAUGGGAAUGGGACUUACAGUUACCAUAGCUACCGGGGGCUAGGAGGAGGCCUACUAAAUCUCUCGGAUACUUCUAACAGUGCAGGGCCAACGGAUCUGAGCAUGAAGAGGCAGCUAGCGACUACUUCCACAUCAUCCAGCAACACAAGCUCCAGACCUCAGCUAAACCCUACCGAAGUUAAUGCAGUCAGGCAGCUAGUGGCCGGCUACCGGGAAUCGGCAGCGUUUUUGUUACGUUCUGCAGAUGAACUCGAAAACCUGAUCUUACAGCAGAACUGAGUCACACAACCUCUUCCCUGUCCUGGUUUAAUGCCGGCGUUCCACGAACGACAUGCUGACAAUGUAUAUGCCAAGAGUGGGCCGUCUGGUUGCCGCACUGAUGAGUAGAGGAGAUCAUUCCCAUUAUGCCACACUGUUUCCAGUCCAUGAGGUGAUGUUAAGGUGCUGCCGGUGAACUCGGGACCUCUGACAUUCUGCAGGUCUUUGAUGUGUCCAGCUUAUUGUUCUCGGUGUGUCAGUUUAAAUAUUGCAUAUGUGGCUGUAGAUCAUUAAGUCAUGUAAAGCGGCGGAGCAGAAGGAAGACACUAAGUUGUUAAAUUAUUUCCAAGUGCAAUAUUAGUGGAAUGUUCUCCUGCCUCUGGAAUUAAAGCUACACGACAUAGCAGGACAAAACGCCAACAUACACUCACGGUAGAACAAUUAAUGAAGGAUUGCAUAUUUUUUAAACAAUGUGAUUUUUUUAUAUGGUCAUUUUUUUCAUGCUGACAUUCUCAUUUCUAUGACCGUAAUCCUUUCACAUUCCACAUUAUUGAAUUGAGACAUUCUUUCCCCUAUCCCGCAGCUAUUUAUUUUUCUGAUUUCUUAUAAGAAAUAACGCACAGCGCCCGACACUUUACAUUUUACCAACUUCCACUAUGGGGUGACAGGAUUGAGGGAUGUGUACCUCAAUGCGGGUCCAAAUAAAGCCAUUUUCAAGUGAUAUGAUAUUUUCUAUAUGUUAACUAGUUAUUUCAUUUCAAUGUUUCUGUUAGAGUAGAGCAAAGGCCCAAAAGCUUCCGUGGUGGUACCUACUGAAGCAACCGAGAGAGUAUAUGGAAAUACUGAUAGUAAGUUAUAAGAUGUCAAUCCAGUCAAAGGCAACUUAUCACAUAAAGCCUUGAAGACGCAGGAUUUUUUCCAUUACAUAAAGGUACCUCAUAAAAUGUUACAGAUUUAGUAGAGUAGAGUAUAUGCUAGAAAUGGUAGAACAUUUUGAAGAACCUAUGGAGACCUUUCCUCAGCAUACUCUAGGCUGCAUGUUCUCGGCAGUCUGGAUGGAGGUCAUCGUCUCACAAAAUGGUUGAGUUCUUGUUAUCUAGACAGAAAUUCAAAAGAGACGGCGCCAUCCUGCAUUGACCAGUUAUGGAGUCUAAGGUGUGACUGACGACCAUCUCUAGGACAACUGGAGCUUCAGACAACAGCCAACAAAACUACUGAUCAGAAUUCCGAUGUUUACAGAUCUAUUUUGAAAUUAUUGUUGGUGAGAGUUUUGUGUGAAGUAUUCCUUAGCGACGUAACUAGGGUACAUAGAGUACACGUAGCAGGAUUCCCCCGGGCACUGUCAUCAGGUCAUGCAUUGUGGGAAUAUAGUCUGCAAAUACAUUACAAGCUAUCUAUAUGACCCAUCCCAGGGAACCUAUGUCUCUGCUCUUUUAUCAACACAUGAUUUUUGCUGCUCUUAAAGGGGUACUCUGGCGCUUAGACAUCUUAUCCCCUAUCCAAAGGAUAGGGGAUAAGAUGCCUGAUCGCGG